AUGGCCGCAUCUCCACUGGACUUUCCACCACUUACCACAUCCACUACGACUGGUCCCCAUGCUGGGGGCGUCUCCUAUGCUGCUAAUGUUUCGGCAUCUUCGUCUAAACCGACUCCUUUCCCGGUAACCUACUUCACUCCUUCCCAUAAGCUUUCGUUCAAAGCUGAUGAUCUUUCGGAAGGGAAAUCCAUUUGGACAUCUGCGUUGAUUGGUUAUUCGUUGGGUCCUCGUCCCUAUUAUGAACGGUUGCUUAAGGCUAUGCUGAAGCUUUGGCAGCUAAAGGGAUCUUUGUCUCUUCUCUCGCUUGCGGAUGGCUUUUUCUUGCUAAAAUUCUCGACUGAGGAAGAUCUGGAGAUGGUACUUUCGGGAGGACCAUGGUUCCUUCUUGGCAAACCUUUCAUCUUGCAGCGAUGGUCCCCAAAAUUUAAGCCGAAGCGUGACGAGGAUGCUCCGAUUCCGGUAUGGAUAAAAAUAGUUGACUUCCCCCUGGCUCUCUGGACUCCAACUGGUAUUUCUAAAAUCUCCAGUUAUAUUGGUAUUCCGAUUUCUGUUGAUUCUCUCACUGCAAAUCGUUCUAGAUUAACGUUUGCUAGGGUUUGCGUGCUUGUCACGAAAGACUCGAUUUUGCCGGAUGAAAUUCCGAUUGAAAUCGAAGGUGAAGAUUUAAUACUGAAAGUUUUAUAUGAUUGGAAGCCUGAUAAGUGUGAAGGCUGCGGGUCCUUGAUUCACCCACCUCAUUCUAAGAUACCUCCUCCAAAACCAAAUAACUCUACCAAUCCGUCUCCUGCUCUGCUUCCAUCCCCAAAUUCUCUGGUCCAGCCGUUGGCUGACCAACCUUUGAAUGUCCAAAAUCCUGUCCCUGAACAAAUCCAGAAUUCUCCAUCCUCGGAUCAGCUGUUGGUUAAUCAACAUACUGAUAAAGGAACUGUGAUUUCUAACAAUCCUAAAACUGCUCUUCUUCCCAAUCUCAAUUCACCGACUGAUGAUACCUCUUCAUCAGGUUUUCCCUCUUCUCCCAAAUUAAGUCAACCCCCAAAAAUUCCCCUCUUAAACAAGUUUGCUUCUUUGCAAACAGAAGAUCAAAUUCCUCCAGAAUCCACUGAUUCUAUUUCAGAAAAAGAAAGCUCAUCCUUCUCUUUUGCUGAUGAUGAUUCUUCCCCUCAAUCUAAGAAUCAAAACCUCUCUGAAAAAAUCUGUCACAAUACCAGAUCUACUAGUGAAAAAGGUAAAUCUCCUAUCAAGUCUAAGCCACCGAAAGCAAAAUCGGCCAAGAAGGCCAAAGGUCACAAACCAUAA
This is a messenger RNA of Dendrobium catenatum, 1296 nucleotides long. RefSeq lists its product as uncharacterized. Lineage: Eukaryota; Viridiplantae; Streptophyta; Magnoliopsida; Asparagales; Orchidaceae. The transcript has 2 exons. The coding region runs from base 1 to 1296 and encodes 431 amino acids. The record is from RefSeq and is a predicted model, not a curated record.